Molecule: messenger RNA, 999 nt
Organism: Archocentrus centrarchus (flier cichlid)
Lineage: Eukaryota; Metazoa; Chordata; Actinopteri; Cichliformes; Cichlidae
Product: butyrophilin subfamily 2 member A1-like
Exons: 2
Coding region: 343-999 (218 amino acids)
Biological process (GO): T cell receptor signaling pathway; regulation of cytokine production
Cellular component (GO): external side of plasma membrane
Molecular function (GO): signaling receptor binding
Source: RefSeq, a predicted model, not a curated record
ACAUCUUUUGGCUUCAGGUGCCUAAACAGACUGUGACUGUUAUCAUAUCUUCUGUUAUUGUUAUUUCAUUUAAGAAGUGAGUUUGCCUUGAUUUAUGAGUGUUACAGUCCCAGUGGCACUGCUUCUCUAUAUAACCUAAUAUCAGACCGCUGUGGUAGGAUCAUAUGUCCUAAACUGUGUGGGUUUGGUGGACUGCACGUGACUCGUCGUCUUUCAUGUAAUGCAGUGUGAAUGUGAAACUACAUUAAAUAAAAGUCCGGUAAAUGAAGCCUGAGCUUUCCCGGUUUCUCAGUUUAGUAUCAUUUGUGAUUUGUCAGAUUGUGUCUGUUGAUGUUCUAAUGCAUGCUUUACUCCUCUGGCUGCAUUUCCUCUUCAGGGCAGCCUCUCGUAGUCGGUCCAUCGCAGGCAGUCGUGGCCACAGUAGGGGAGGAGAUUGUUUUGCCGUGCCACAUUAAACCGGAAAUGGACGCCAGCAGGAUGAGGCUGGAGUGGGCGAGACCUGACCCGACACCCGUGUGGGCAGACAAUAAAGAACACGUGGUUAACAAACAGCCGUCGUACGGAGGAAGGACGUCACUCAUUAUCCACAAACUGGAACACGGGGACGUUUCCCCGAAACUCUCCAACGUGACCGUCUCUGAUGAGGGAACCUACAGAUGCCUUGUUCCACAAGUGGGUCGAGAGGUUUUCAUCAAACUUGUUGUUGGUGAUGCGGCCUCCUUGCCAUUCAUCAGAGUAAUGAACAGAACCAGCAGCAGGGCGGCGUUACAGUGUGAGCCUGCAGGCUGGUAUCCAGAGCCUGAGCUGCUGUGGUUGGACGGUGAGGGAAACCUCCUCUCUGCUGGACCCACAGAGACCCUCAGAGGUCCUGAUGACCUCUAUACUGUCAGCAGCAGAGUGACUGUGGAGAAGAGACACAGCAACAACAUCACCUGCAGAGUCCAACAGAAGAACAUCAACCAGAGCAGAGACAUGUACAUCCAUCUCCUAGGUGAUUAA